Molecule: messenger RNA, 2032 nt
Organism: Chenopodium quinoa (quinoa)
Lineage: Eukaryota; Viridiplantae; Streptophyta; Magnoliopsida; Caryophyllales; Amaranthaceae
Product: 3beta-hydroxysteroid-dehydrogenase/decarboxylase-like
Exons: 12
Coding region: 175-1908 (577 amino acids)
Biological process (GO): steroid biosynthetic process
Molecular function (GO): 3-beta-hydroxy-Delta5-steroid dehydrogenase (NAD+) activity
Source: RefSeq, a predicted model, not a curated record
UUGUCAGAAGAAUUAACACAUCUUUUUGCAGCAAACUAAAUUAGUGGUGGAUACAGCGGCUCCACCACUUCCCCCCACCAAAACUUUCUCUCUCCUCUCUCAAAUUCAAUCUUUACGUUUCAUUUUCCCCGCCAUUCUCUCUCCUCUUCCUCAGUUAUCAGUUGCAGUUCAUCAAUGGCGGAAGAUCACAUCCCUAACCCUAGCUCAACCUGCGUCGUCAUCGGCGGCCAAUCCUUCGUCGGCCGAUUCCUCGUUUUACGCCUCUUGAAGCUCGGUAAUUGGAUUGUCAGAAUCGCCGAUUCUUCUCCGAAUCUCAAUGUUGAGCAGAAUUCUCUUGUUUCUGACGCUGUUUCUGAUGGUCGUGUUUCGUAUUUUCAAGUUGAUGUUCGUGAUAAAUCUCAGCUUGUUCGAGCUAUUGAUGGUUCGUCCGUUGUUUUUGUUGCUGAAACCUUGGAUGCAUCCCAAUGUAAUCUAUACGAAAGCUACAUGUUCAUUGUUCAAGGUGCCAAGAAUGUCAUAUAUGCUUGCCAAGAGUGUAAAGUCAAACGACUAAUAUACAACAGUUCUGCUGAUGUCGCUUUUGACGGUUCUCAUCAUAUUAGAAAUGGGGAUGAAUCCGUGCUCUACCCGUGGAAAUAUACAGACAUGUUAACGGAAAUGAAGGCUCAAGCAGAAGCACUUGUUUUGUAUGCUAACAACCAUGAUGAUCUAUUGACCUGUGUUCUCCGUCCCAGCAAUAUCUUUGGACCAUCAGAUACACAUCUGGUGCAUGCUAUGGUGAAUCAAGCAAAUUCUGUCUGGGCAAAGUUUGUUUUAGGCAGUGGUGACAGUCUCUCUGACUUCACCUAUGUUGAGAAUGUGGCCCAUGCUCAUAUAUGUGCUGCAGAAGCUCUUAUUUCUCAAAAAAAUUCUGUGGCUGGAAAGGCAUUUUUUAUCACAAAUCUCGAGCCAAGGAACUAUUGGGAGUUUGUAUCUCGGAUAUAUGAAGGUUUGGGAUAUAAAAGGCCAAGCAUUCGAGUUCCUCCUAAGAUCGUCAAUUUUUUGCUUCCGCUUUUGAGGUGGACAAGUUACAAACUGGAAUCCGAAUCUGAUGUCAAAGGCCUCUUAGUGUCAGUUCAGUUUGCUAUUGAAUCGUCACUGUUUACCAGAACUUUUAAUUGCUCUGCAGCUAAAGAGCACAUCAAUUACACACCUGUUGUUCCUUUGGAUGAAGGUAUUGCUUUGACUGUCAAGUCUUUUUCUCAUUUGGCUAAAAGCUCGUUACCCUCUAAACAACGCCAGUUUAAGGAUUAUUCAAAAGCAGAAGAAAUUCUGGGAUAUGGGAAAGUUGCUGACAUAUUGCUUUGGAGGGACGAGAUGGAAACAUUUACAUGCUUUCUUAUUACGUGUGGAUUGUUCUACUGGUUUUUACUUAGUGGACGAACAUUCAUCUCAUCUACUGCUGGGCUCCUUUUGCUGGCCACGUUUUUUCUCAUUGUAAAUAGCAUUCUUCCAGUUAACAUCUUCAAGAAGAUAUCUAUCCCUUGUUUAGCAAUCUCAGAGCCAACAAUGAGAAACAUGCUUGACAAUGUAGCACUUAUUUGGAAUGAAGGGGUACAAUUUGCUAAAACGUUGGCGCACGGAGAGGAUUGGAGCUUAUUCAUAAAGGCAGCAGUUCUACUGUGUUUUCUCAAGUGGAUCUCACAUUCAUUAACCUUUUUAUUAGGAUCAGUGCUCGUGUUUGCGUUCACGUCAUUCUUUAUCUAUGAGCAAUAUGAAGACGAACUUGAUCAAUUUUUUAGGGUGGUUGUCAUUGUUGCAAAGAGUUUAUUGACAUUGUUGCUAAGAAGUCUUCCUCCGUCCAUUAUCUCAAUCCUUUCUGCUGAUGAUGAGUUGAAUGAAGAACAAAAGCAACCUGUUGUGAAGUGAAGAUUGUAGAUUUCUUUAACUCCAUGUAUACACUCACCAUGUGAUCUAAUAAUCUUAGAUCAUCAGAAGAGGCAAGCCAUGAAAAUCGUGAUUCUGAGUCGUAUGAGGCACAUAAAUUUGUUUG